AAACCAAACACACACAAGCGGCUCCAGCUGCAGCUGCUCCCCUUUUUCAUUCGUCCGCAGCCUCGAAUAAUCAACUUUUAUUUUUUUUAUUUAUUUUUUUCGACGGCAUUCAUGAAAUAGCGUGAGCUCCGUGUUGCGUGAAGAUGAUUUCUCCGUGGGACCGGUGGUACUCGACGAGCUGCUGCCUGUGCUGCCAUGUCCGCACGGGCACCAUCAUCCUGGGGGUCUGGUACAUGCUCAUCAACUCUGUGGUUCUACUGAUCCUGUUGUCAGCUCUCAAUGAUCCGGUCCAGUACCGGUACCACCUCACCAGCACCGAGCUGGGGACUGACAUGGAUGUCAUGGAUGAUGCAAACAUCUGCAUUGCUACGGCAAUAUCCUUACUCAUGAUUCUCAUAUGUGGCAUGGCAACAUAUGGUGCUUACAAGCAACACGCCGCCUGGAUCAUUCCAUUCUUCUGCUACCAAAUCUUUGAUUUUGCCCUCAACACGCUGGUAGCCAUUAGUGUGGUAGUUUAUCCCAACACGGUGCAGGAUUACCUCCAGCAGCUGCCGGGGACGUUCCCUUACAAAGAGGACAUCAUGUCCACCAAUAACAUGUGCCUAGUCUUUGCGGUCCUCGUCUUUAUUGGCUGCAUUCUGUCCUUCAAGGCCUACAUGAUCGGCUGUGUGUGGAACUGCUACCGAUACGUGAGCCGAGGCAGCACCGAGGUCCUGGUCUACGUCACCACCAACGACACCACGGUUCUCCUGCCACCGUAUGAGGAGGCGGUCGCCAUCCCACCGAAGGAGCCCCCUCCCCAGUACAUGGAGGCAUGAGAGACCCCCCCCCGCUGCUGGAUUAUUCACCUGCCCCCCCACCCACCCCAACAUUAGGACCCCAGCGCUGGCUGCAGUGUGACAAGAGAUCAAGAAAAACAAUGUCCUGCUGGUCUCAGCUUGGAUUCCUACCAUUUCUAGAUUAGAUUAACUGACCUAGAGGCAGUUUUGCCACUAACGCCCCCCCAAAAAAAACAAAAAAACAACCCCAAACCCACAUUGUAGCUACAUGGUUCCUCGUUUGCGCUGUUUUCCUCCAAGGACAGUGUCGCCCCAACAUCCUCCCCCCCUUUGUGGGCAGCUAAUGUUCCCCGGAUUCAUCUGGACUCCUCCGUCUCCUGAACGCUCUGACCCAAAUUAAUGAUCUUUUCUUUCUUUUUUUAAAUGAAAGUGCACCUAUUUGGCCACCAACUGUUAAAGCCCCGAUACUGUGAGUUUUGUCUAGAAAUAAACUACCUAAAGAGGGACGUAGCCCGUGAGAAGGAAAGCAACAAACACUCAGUUAUCUAAGAGCACUUUUUUCAGAAUAUGAGAGAUUUCCUUCAUUGAAUGUAAUGUUGGGGUAUUUUUGUAUGACUUUUUGUAUUCUAGAUAAAAACGGAGAGGAAAAAGUGUGAGAAGUGAAACGUUAUCUUUGGCUUUGCCAAGAUAAACGUGCUGAACAAAAGACUCCUUGACCAGUAAAAAAAACGGUCUUCCUUUUGUAUGUUCCGGUCUGAGUCUCAAACCCAUGGACUGCCAGCGAAGCGUUUGUGCACCCGUCGAUCUCAGUCUCAAUAUUCCAGUUUGCCUUCCUGUGUUUUUCACACUCUAAUAAGUUUAUGUUUUCAUCCAGUGAAGUACUUGUCACAAAACUUAACCGUUAACACAUCCUCACAUUGCAACAUAAACUCAUAAAACCCAAGUGUGUAAACGUGUGAAAAUGUUCCGCUCUGUCGUGUUCCCGUCGAGCUGCAGCGUCCACGGCGUCUUCACUAGGGUUGCCACCCGUCCCUUGAAAUACGGAAUUGUUCCGUAAUUAGGAAUUAAAAGUUGCGUUCCGUAUUGAACCAAUACAGACACAUAUUAUGCUCUUAUUUAUUAAUGUCAUAAUAUACAGGUGAAGUUCGGAAAAUUUGAAUAUAUUGCGAAACUUAAUUCAUAGUAAAUUCAACUUAAGGUGAAACAAAUGUAUUAUUUCCCAAUACAUUCAAAGUGAGAUAUUUCAAGCCUUUAUUUAUAGUUUUGGUGAUUAUGGCUCACAGUUUAUGAUAACCCCAAAUAGAAAAUCUCAAAAAAUUUGAAUAUUUUAUGAAAUCAAUAAACAAUUCAAUCAUCAAAAUUAUAAAAAUAAAGGUUUAACAUAUAUUGCUUUGCAUGUAAUGAGACUAUGUAAUAUAUUAGUUUCACCUUUUCAGUUGAAGUAUUGAAAUAAAUUAACUUUUACACUAUAUACACCAUAUAUUACCAUACUUUUACACAAACAUAGCAUAGGAGGCUAUUUCAGUUGCUAGUAUGGUUGGCUGCCUGUCUGUACAGCCAUGCAAGUUCAAUGCUAUUAAAGCACUUUAAACUUGAAAUCAAAGCAUUUUGUUUUUUUUGCAUAAAAUAUAUAUAUUUCUAUGCAUUUUAGAAGUUUUGGGGAUUUCCCUUUCUUUGGCUCCUGCGCUGCUGAAAUCGGGGCGUCCCUUAUUUCUAUUUCUGAAAGGUGGCAACCCUAGUCUUCACGGGAGUCGUUUCUGUGUUCGCCACCAGGAUCAGGAUGUAUAAUCUGAUCUUUGUGCUGAUUUAGCUGGACUGAGGGCAUUUUCCUGUAAAGACAUGCGGCUGCACGGCUGCGUGCAGCACACGACUUGACCCCUUGGCCCUUUACAUGUACAUUUUGUUUUCCAUGAGCUCCACAUAGCAGCUCAUGUUCAGUGUAUGAAGCUAGUUUAACUGUACACGCCUGUCCUUCGCCUGAGCUGUCGAGGCAAUCAGUGAAGCAAUGUGACGGAUAAUUAUGGGACAAAUAGCUAAAUCCAGUAAUUCUGUCUUAUCGUAGACUAUGCAAGAGCGAGUAGUUUCAUUCCACUUAUUAUAAUGCUGUACUUGAUCACUUAGACAUUUGUCUUCACCGCCAUCCUCCCUGUGUGAAGUACGUUCACUGCUUUUGCAAAUCCAACAAAGCUGAAAUGAAAACGCACUUUAGACUCGCUGAGCCCGCUCAGCGCCAGCGCGUGCGUGUUUCCCUCGUCCUGUCGGGGUUCUGCUGUGAUCUCAGCGGCUCCACUAUGACCGACCGCGCUCAUCUGGACUGUAGCAUGACUGGAAACCAUGAACUAAAUCACUGUUUGAUUUUGUGAAAGUUUGCAGAUUUGACCAAUGUCAUGUGGUGGAAAGAAUUUUGAACCAGUGUCUGGACGGGAUUCACUUCUUUUAUGGUGUCACGCCUGUUGGUUCUGCUGCUGUUGGAUCUGCAUGAGCUCAUUUGUUCAGUUCUAAAUAAUAAAAUGCUAAA
Messenger RNA from Cololabis saira (Pacific saury), 3297 nucleotides. RefSeq names its product lysosomal protein transmembrane 4 beta (gene laptm4b). Gene Ontology annotation, cellular component: lysosomal membrane. The coding region runs from base 144 to 818 and encodes 224 amino acids. Lineage: Eukaryota; Metazoa; Chordata; Actinopteri; Beloniformes; Belonidae. The transcript has 7 exons. The record is from RefSeq and is a predicted model, not a curated record.